Molecule: messenger RNA, 689 nt
Organism: Sorghum bicolor (sorghum)
Lineage: Eukaryota; Viridiplantae; Streptophyta; Magnoliopsida; Poales; Poaceae
Exons: 3
Coding region: 1-465 (154 amino acids)
Source: RefSeq, a predicted model, not a curated record
AUGAUACAGGUGUACGGGAAAGAUGGGUGGUUCUUGCUGGAGGACGGAUCAUACCGUGUCGUGCUUGACAGACUCCUGGAAGAACAGGAGCAGCAGGAUCAGAAACAAGAAGCAGCAGCUGCAGAAGAGGCAUCACCACAAAAUGGUAUGGAAGUUUCAUGUGUGGAUUGUGAGGCAUCGAAUGAAUCUCAGUCAGCCUUUGAACGGCAAGCUUCUCCCAACAGUUCACCUACCCUAGAACAUGUACUGCCACUGCCUCCAGCCAAAGGACCUCCUCGUGCAAGGCGUCCCUGCUAUGGAUGGAUCAGUGAAGAGUCUGACACUGAGAGUGAACCAGAAGAUGGAGAAAUGCUUUCUGAUGUAGCAAGGCCUGUAGUUUUUCCAAAAAAGGAUGUACCAAAUCCUGUGGAAAUGUUGCCUCCUAAGAGGAAGCGACCAAGUAGAUGGGAUGUGUGCCCUAACUGAGAUUUGGGCUGAGAUCAAAGUUGCAAGAUGGUGGCCUUCAAGGAUCGAGAAGUCCUAAUGCAAGGUGCAAAAUUGUGUCCAUCAACUUUCACAUGUAUCUAGUAUCUUGUACGUAUAUAGCAUAUUUAGCUGGGAGCAGUGAGCAAGAUGAGACAAAUGUAGCUGCUGAUUGGUUGCAGAUUGACACCAGAACGCAGAUUGCUGCUGUUGUUUGACAUUGUUUG